UGAUACAUUCACCCACACAGCAGCAGUAGUUUUUAAUCCCACUGUAAACCCUUCUGCUAAUUUUGUACGAUUCUCAUAUGUGUAUGUGUGUGCAGUGAAAUCAUCUUAAAAAAUCAGUGACGCUGUGAGCAGCAUCUCCUUAUUUAUUUUUUUUUUUGCAGAAACUCUCUCAGCAGACAAUGGUCGUGCAGUGGAAGAUGUUUAAAUAUCCCGUAUUGUGAAUUCCACGAACUCAGUCCAUUACCACGCAUGAGUCAUUCUGUUGAUAACAUACACACGAUCCACAGCGACGUCCACUGCAUUCCUGCUCACAUUAGCCUUGGAGGUGUGGGCCCGGGGGCUAAAAUCUGCCCUGGAAAACAAUAUGCUGCGUGUCACCCCGUGUAGGCUGCGAGCUGGAGAGCCGAGUGAAGCUCAGUGACACGCUCGUGCUUAAAAAUAAUAGGUCACUGAAGGCAUUUUCUUCCCGAGGAGACAGGUGUGUGCGUGAGUUUGGUCUUGAGUCGUCCUGUUUAAGUUAGCUUAUCAGUUUACCUGCGCUGAAGGGCUCGGUGCUGAGUAAGAUAAGGGAGUAACAGACCACACACAGCAGCGUUUCGUGCCCUGGGAGACGGAGUUUAUUUUGGUGCCGAGGUUUUUGCAUAGUGAUGAGCAGCUCCUGUGCCCACAGCGCUGUAGGAGACUGUGAGUGUGAGUAGGCUACGCGAGUCCUUGAGCUUUUGAGCAAGGAGAAGAUGAAAUGGAGAAAAGUGGUAUCUGGAGUCUUAUCUGAUUCAAUAAGGGUAAAGCGUGUGUGGAUACCAGAAGGAGACGCUUUGAUCGCGUUCAGAAUGCGUGUGUGACGCUGAUUCACUCGCCUAAAAAGGUGAAGACGAGCCACUAGAGACGGCAUGUGGCACAUACUAUGGCUUACAGCGGGCGCACGCCUCUCAGGAGCCGACAGCUGGCCGCCUCUUGCCAUCCUGUAGCCGGGGCGUCUGUGUCUGAGCUCCACGCGCCUCACACAACACACCUUUUGACUUCAUGAAGAUCCCUGACAUUGGUGAUGUAAUGAAUAAAUUUGAAGUCCUUGGGAUUGUGGGUGAAGGUGCCUAUGGUGUAGUUCUGAAGUGCCGACACAAGGAGACCAAUGAAAUUGUGGCCAUUAAGAAAUUCAAGGACAGCGAAGAAAAUGAAGAGGUUAAAGAAACAACGCUACGGGAGCUCAAGAUGCUCCGCACCCUCAAACAGGAGAACAUUGUCGAGCUGAAAGAGGCCUUCCGCAGGAGAGGGAAACUGUAUCUCGUUUUUGAGUAUGUCGAGAAGAAUAUGCUUGAACUCCUUGAGGAGUUACCCAACGGUGUGCCAACUGAGAAAGCGCGCAGCUACAUCUUCCAGUUAAUCAAAGCUAUUCACUGGUGCCAUAAGCAUGACAUUGUUCACAGAGACAUAAAGCCAGAAAACCUGCUCAUCAGCUCUGAUGACGUCCUCAAGUUGUGCGACUUUGGAUUUGCACGUAAUCUCUCUGAAGGGACUGAUGCCAACUACACCGAGUAUGUGGCCACUAGAUGGUACCGCUCUCCAGAGCUCCUGCUCGGGGCUCCUUAUGGGAAGGCAGUGGACAUGUGGUCAGUGGGCUGCAUCUUAGGAGAGCUGAGUGACGGGCAGCCUCUGUUCCCAGGAGAGAGUGAGAUUGACCAGCUCUUUACCAUCCAGAAAGUGUUAGGACCCUUACCACCAGAACAGAUGAAGCUCUUCUAUAACAACCCUCGCUUCCACGGGCUGAGGUUUCCCGCUGUGAACCACCCUCAAACCCUGGAGCGAAGAUACCUGGGUAUCAUUGGCGGAGGCCUGCUCGACCUGCUGAAGAACCUGCUCUUGCUGAAUCCGACGGAGCGUUUUCUCACGGAGCAGAGCCUGAACCACCACGCCUUCCAAACCCUGCGGCAUGUGGAGCGCCCCGGCCCGCCCACACCUACACCUGUACGCUCCUCCAAGAGAAAACCUCACCACGGAGACAACACCACACCAAGCAGGAGCCAUGGGGGUAAGAGCUCAGGAGGCCACCGCUCCAGCAGCAGAGAGUGCUCCAGCUUACCCCGACAUGAGGACCUCCACCCCAACAAUGACAGCUUUCUUAACGGCAACAUGCCUGCAGCCAUCAACCUCAGCCCCACCCUGCAUCCCAAAAACUACCAGCCACAGAUCUUCAACCACUCCACCUCCUGCGGCAUGGACCUGGCCAGCAGCAACCUGCCUCAUCUGCUCAGUCCUGGUGAGGCCAAGAGCAAAGGUGACUUUGAGAUGAACUUGGGGUCUAAAGUAUCCGAUGGACCUGGAGCCAAGUACCUCAAAUCCAACUUCCGCUCGCAACAGAACCGUCACUCAUUUGUGGAGGGAAAGACCAACACGCUUCAAUCAGGGGAGAAACACAGUCGACACAACUACAUCGAGUCCCACGGCUCCACGCCCGCCUCCUCCAAGUUUGCCUACCUGAACUUGUCCAAGAGCUACGGCACGCUCAGCGAUGCCAAGUCAGUGGGGAACUUAAACGAUGUGCAUCUUUACGCAGACGAGCCGACAUCUCGCUAUUUCCCAUCUAGCUGCCUCGACCUCACAGCUCCAAGCAGCCCAGCGGCCCGCAGAGUGGACAGACUGGGACCCGGCACGGCUGGCCGGGGAAGCACGCGCUCAGACAGAGAGAGCAACACAUUGGACUCCUCCUACAGGCGCUCCUCCACCCGCCAUAAGACUUCAGAAGAGGCCAAGUCACCAGACGGCCUGGAUCCGGGAGAGGGCGGCAUGGAGAGGGGCCAUGCUCACUCUUUGUCUGCCCCACAUGACCCUCUGUCUUACGGUCAGGGAUACACCAGCCCCUUCUCCUCCCAGCAGCGGCCGCACCGCCACUCCAUGUACGUGCGGAGGGAUCACCAGAGGACGCAUGGCGGAGAUGAGGGACUGUCGGUCGGACAGGGCAUACCCACCCGGGCCAGCAGCCUCCAGCUCCUGUCUCCGCAGCUUCAGCAUCGCACGCUGCCCCGCCACUCUGGGGGCUCCUCCAGGGAAGAAGACAUGAGCAGGAGCGAACAGGCACCCACUGAGGUCACCCACAGCAGGCCCCCAAUAAGGGACUCCACAAGGGACAACACUGCAUCUUUUCACACACAGCGGCAAAAAAGCGAGGUUGGCUUAUAUCAUGACCAGCAAACAGAAGAUGGGGGCUCUUCCAAAGAGAACCGCAACAUCUACAGCGAAUCCAUGCCCAGGCGGGUGGGCAGCUUCUACAGAGUCCCUUCUCCCCGGCCAGACAACUCCUUCCACGAUAGCAGGGGUCAGAGCCGGGGCUCAGGCAUGUCCGGGGACGGCAGCAGUUUGACAAAUCACUCCAAACGUCAGCCGGCAUUUGACCCCUGGACUGGCCCAGAUACUGUAGUCUUGAAUGCCUCUGAGCCAUCCAAAGAAAAAGAGAAGCAGGGUUUCUUCAGAGCAAUAAAGAAGAAAAAGAAAAAAUCUCAAAUGAUGGAAGUCCCUGAAGGAAGACCUCCUGUCAUCAAGAAAUGUCUUUUCCCUCUGUUUAGCCCAAAGAAUAACAUAAAGCAUAGCUCUUCUGUGAGAGUCCUCCCUGUGGUGUCCUCUCCCAUGGUUCCUAGUGAAGGUGUGGACACGGUCAUGCAGAAGUCCUCUAGGUCCUCGGGACACCAGAGCAGCCGCCACAGGACACGCGACAAAAGCAGAGACCGGGACAAAGAGCGUGACCGGGACAAGGACUGGCCUCCUGAGAAACUGUCCGAUUCACACUCUCCAAGCCAGCCACUGAAGUCACUGCGCAAGCUCCUGCACCUUUCAUCCUCAUCCUCCAACCAGACCGCACCCUCUGACAUGCGCUACCAGCCGCUGCCUAAUCCAGCCUCCGCUCAGGGCGGUUUCUCCGAAAGCCGAGGUCACUCAGGGGUCAGCACGCCCCAGCUCAAGAGCCGACAGGCAGCGUACCCGAUGCCGGGACAGCUGGAGUCCAGCUGGCACACCUCCGCCCUGGGCCGACCUGAGGGCAACCCGUACCCAGAGCAGAUGAGCAUCAAAGGGGGCCAGAACGGGCACGGCUUUGGUCGCCCGUCCAGGUCUCGUAUGCCAAACCUCAACGACCUGAAAGAGACGGCUCUGUGAUUCCAUCGCCUCACACCUAUCGCAUCCUAGGAGUCCUUAGGAUGUGUCCAUCCUGUGUGUUGCUCCCACAUCUCCCUUGUAUAACAAUACACCUACUGAACACACACACACUCACACAUACACACACACACAAUACCAAAUCAUCAGUUUUAAACACUGCUUGCAAACAGGCCAAAAGCCUUUUUACGUCUUAAUUUUUUUUAAAGCUUCCAUGUUUGAUAGACUUUAUAUUAUUACUUAUGUAAUUCUGACUAUAAUUUGUAUUAUAACGUAAAUAUAUCACAAAUUAAAUAUAUAUAAAUGGAUAGAUAAAAGUGUAGAUUUUAAGUGUAAGUAUUUUUGUUUCUAUUAAAUAUAGAAAUAUAGUACAUUUACUGCGUAGUAUUUUCCUUAAGACUAAUCUAAGGCAUUUUGAACAAAUAAAAGUUUGGUCAGUUGUUGCAAUAGAGGUGGUAAUGUCAGUUCCGUGUGUUCAUCUCAUCCAGGAUUGUAACUCUGUCCAAGCUGUCCUGCCUUUGGAUGUGCUAUGUCAUACUGGUCACAGAUGCUCAAAUGUGCAACAAUCAGUUAAUGCUGCCUUGUAUUUCAAAUAUAGCUGUUGUGUGUACAGUUUCUCUGAGUUGGCACUGACAAUCUUAAAGCUUGGAUCUGAUUGCUCUCUUUUUUUUUUAGGAUAUUUAGUUGUUUUUUUUAUCUCUAUGAAGUGCAGCCAUUUUAGAAACUCUGGUGCCAUAAAUAAACAGAAAUCCUAACAUACAUCGCCCUCUGUGGGACAUAACGAAGCACUGCAUUUACUGUUCUCUGAGAAAAUCAAUAUGUAGACAAUGACUUUUGAUGCACUAAAUGGGUAAUAAAUGAACAUUUUCAUAUUAGAUACUAAUGUCAUACAACUAAAACUACAGUUGCAUUUCAAUCAUCUUAAAUAGAACAAACCAUAUAAUUAUAUAUUAAAAAAAAGAAAAAAAGAAAAAAAAAAAAACGUCUCAAGAAAAAUACUUUCUGAAAUGUUAAGGUGAGGUGACACACACUUUGGAUAAAUUAACAGUGUAGUAAAAUGUUCCACUGCUUUGAGCAAACUUUAAGGAUCCAGUUAAUGACAAAGGACAUCUGAAGCCGAUACUGAAGGUUGUGGUUCUCUCUGAUAGCUGCCCUCACAAACAGGGUGUGAAGAAGUUGUGUUGUUCAUAUUUAAAUUCCACGUGAGCAACAUCCAAGUGGUUCUAGUCGUUUGAUUAGUUAAAGAAAUGUGUAAAUACGUCCACAUCCAGAUGUAAAUUUUAACUGUUUUCUUUGGCAGAGAUGUGCUAUCCUGAUGUGCUCCCAUGUAGGAAGCGAGGCACCGUUUUAUCCCCACUAUUCACUCAAAUAGACAAUACUUAAUGUAUUGAUUCAACACUGCUGGCUAUAUAAAGAUGUACAUUGUUACAGUACUGUUUAACAUAAAGGUCCAUACAGCCAGAGUUCAACAAUUUAUCCAUUACUUUAAGCUGUUUUCGCCAUUGAAGGACCACUUAUUGUUGUUUACAUUUAGCUUUUUUUUUUUUUUUUUUUUGCAAACUUGCUGUAUAUACACUAGAAUUAGCUGUUUGUUGCCUUCCCAUUACUGUUAAUCUAACAUUUAGCCAUUUUGGUGGUUAGUAGGAGGUUAAUACAUUUUUGUUUUUCCUUUAUUUUUUUACCAGUUUCAAACAUUCAUUCUUGAUUUGUCUUGUUACAGCCAUUUAGCCGUUACUGUUAGCUAACUCUCUCAAUUCACUACAUUUAGCAGUUUUUUUAUCCAUUACUUUUGGUUAAUCUUUCAGCUAUUUGUCCUGUUCCACUUAUUUAUUUACUACUUGCAGCUGUUUAAUGUUUUUCUUUUAGCAAAGUUGUUUCAGUUAUGUUUCACCACUUUUAGCUAACUAUGUUAGACAUUUUAGUUAGCCUAACACUCGUACACGUUUUUCAGGAUACACUACAUCCAGUGGUUUCUUUGUUUAUGUGUUACUUUUAGUCACAAACACUUUAUUCACACAUUUUAGCUAUUAUUUAUUUUUUUUAGCUCUGUUAUAUAUUAGGAUUUUUGUUUUUGUUUUCGUUUAGCUAACUAGCUGUCACAUUGAGUUUUUUUAGCCAUUUAAUUAUUACUUGCACUAGUUUUAGCCACUUAUCUUUAGUUGUAACCACUUGUCUAUUUUUUUUUAUCAGUUAAAGUCAUUUAGCUGUUAUCUACUUAGCUGUUUUAGCCUCUUUUCUAAAUUCUGAAUUUCUGAAUUGUGAAUUGUACUAACUAGAUCCAUUUCUCUUUUGAGCAUUUUGAACAUUUAUUUGUCAAAUACUUACUUUUAUGCUAGCUAACCUUAAGAUUAAUGCUUUUUAUUUGACUUUUUUGUUUUAUUUUUUCUACCAGUUUUCCAUUUCGUUAACUAACUAUUUCCAUAAUCUGUCCAUUGCUUUCAGUCAACGCCGCUCUGCUAACUAACUUGUCGCAGACUUUCAUUUGAAACACAUGAUAAAUAUUGUUAGUGCUUACUCAAAUAGUUCAGUUCAGGUGUGUCCCCUUGGUUGGGAAUCAGUGCUCCACUGUAUUUUUAACUGAUUGCACACACUGAACCACUUGGGGCGAGCUUUUGAAAGGAAACACCGUGGGGGCAGAAUCCGUACUGUAACAUUGUUUUGUGUUGGAAUUAAAGUGCCAUGAGAGUAGCUCGGCAGAAAUAAACCACAAACCUUUUAAUGUUGCACUUUGAAGAGACUGCGUGGCUCAGCAAUAUCGCUCUGACUCUGUAAUUUCUCCCUCACCUCAUGUUUUGUCAUGUGCUCGGCGUGUGGAGACUGAAACUCGUGGGCCGCGGGCUCUCGCAGUGACACGUCGAGUCCAGACAUGGCCGUACCGUGUUGUGUGUUGUGCGUCUGUGCACAUUCUGUACUUGACACAACACAUUUCUCUCUUUGGAUUAUUAUUUUGCUGAAGGAGCACUGUGUAUUAUAUUAAUACUGAUGUGUGACUACUUGUUUGGUAAUAUUUAUAACAGAAGAUGUUUAUCAAACGUUUAAAUGAAAUCAAGUAUUAAGUUUGUGCUUUUAUUACAGACACAAAUUAGUAGCAUAGUCAGUGUUUAUCUGCUUUUUUUUUUUCCAAUGGAGCAUUUACAUGAGAACAACAUAAAUCCACAAAUGAAUGCUUAACACUUUUAGAAUAUUCAUGUUUACAUAUGUACCAGUAAAAUCUCAAAUAAAACAAGCCAAUUUGAUUUGA
Molecule: messenger RNA, 7381 nt
Organism: Mugil cephalus (flathead mullet)
Lineage: Eukaryota; Metazoa; Chordata; Actinopteri; Mugiliformes; Mugilidae
Product: cyclin-dependent kinase-like 5
Exons: 19
Coding region: 1024-4143 (1039 amino acids)
Biological process (GO): positive regulation of axon extension; intracellular signal transduction; protein phosphorylation
Cellular component (GO): nucleus; dendrite cytoplasm
Molecular function (GO): MAP kinase activity; ATP binding
Source: RefSeq, a predicted model, not a curated record